AUGGUUGAUUCUUUUUGGCACAGUAAUCCUUUAUCUUUGCAAUGUACUGUCAACCAGUUUCAUGGUUGUUAUCAGAAUGUAUCCAACUCGAGUAUCAUAAGCAGUGGUGGUGAAGUUAAAGCGUGUUGGUCUGUUGUUAAGCUUCAGAGAAAUUUAUCAGAGUAUUUAUGUUUGUAUUUCGUAUACCUUGAACUUAUGGGACCGAGUCUCGAUGACGUCCUUUACUACUGUAGUGGCAAGUUUUCGCUAAAAUCGGUUUUGAUGUUGGCUGAUCAGAUGCUUACGAGGAUAGAGUUUCUACAUUCGAAGGGAUUACUGCACAACGAUAUCAAACCAGAUAAUUUCCUCAUGGGUCUUGGGAAGAAAGCAACUCAGGUUUGUAUGAUUGAUUUUGGACUUUCAAAAGGAUAUAUGGAUCCUAUCAGUUACAGGCAUAUCCCUUACAGAGAGAACAAAAACUUAACAGGAACAGCGUGUUAUGCAAGUUGCAAUACUCAUAAAGGAAUUGAGCAAAGUCGCAGAGAUGAUUUGGAGUCUCUUGGCUAUGUUCUUUUGUACUUUUUAAGAGGUAGCCUUCCUUGGCAGGGUCUGCAAGCUGCCACCAGAAUGCAAAAAUAUGAAAAAUUUUACGACAUGAAGUUCUCAACUCGUGUUGAGGUACUUUGCAAGUCAUAUCCCGUGGAGUUUGCGUCUUACUUUCAUUAUUGCCGCUCCUUGUCAUUUGAUCAACGACCAAAUUAUGGAUAUUUGAAGCGCCUGUUUCGUGAAUUGUUCACUUCUAAAGGAUAUGAGGCUGACUAUUUAUAUGACUGGACGAUUUUAAAAUAUCAGGAGAUUCAACAGGGAAAGGAACAUAAUCUAUCAAUUGUGCGUGAUUCCUUAAUUUGCCGAGUUUGAAUUUCCAUUUUGAAAGUUUGUGAAGAUUAGUAAACUUAGUUAGGAUCAUUGUAUAAAGUGUACCUUACACUUAUUGUAAUCAACUUUUCUCAUUGUAUCAAUUCGAAAUAAUCAAUCUUUCUCUCAA
Messenger RNA from Trifolium pratense (red clover), 1024 nucleotides. Its product is annotated as casein kinase 1-like protein 3. Gene Ontology annotation, cellular component: cytoplasm; nucleus. The transcript is spliced from 9 exons. The record is from RefSeq and is a predicted model, not a curated record. Gene Ontology annotation, biological process: signal transduction; endocytosis; peptidyl-serine phosphorylation. Gene Ontology annotation, molecular function: ATP binding; protein serine/threonine kinase activity. Bases 1 to 897 code for a protein of 298 amino acids. NCBI's taxonomy places the organism in Eukaryota, Viridiplantae, Streptophyta, Magnoliopsida, Fabales, Fabaceae.